Trypanosoma conorhini is the source of this 1025-nucleotide messenger RNA. RefSeq names its product amino acid transporter. Gene Ontology annotation, molecular function: amino acid transmembrane transporter activity. The record is from RefSeq and is a predicted model, not a curated record. Gene Ontology annotation, biological process: amino acid transmembrane transport. The transcript has a single exon. NCBI's taxonomy places the organism in Eukaryota, Euglenozoa, Kinetoplastea, Trypanosomatida, Trypanosomatidae. The annotation marks the transcript as partial.
AAGAAGCUGGCGCGCAGCCGCUGCUGCAGGGCACUGCGAGGGAGGCGACACCGUCGACACAAACGGGCCAGCCACCGCCGCCCAGUGAGGCAAAGCAGGAGGAAGACACGGAAAAGCUCGACUGCAUCGCCAACGUCAAUGCACACAAGGAACGGCGUGGGUUGGCAAAGUCCGUGACGGCGUCGCUCGCAACUAUAAUUCCACCGGGCGGGAUGCUCUCCACCGUGUUCAACCUUGCCUCCAUAUGCAUUGGCGCGGGCAUCCUCGGACUCCCCGCCGCCUCCAACAGCAGCGGCGUCGUCAUGACGCUCGCGUACUCUGCUAUCGUUGGGGCCCUCACCGUCUACUCCCUCUACUGCCUUGCAUUGCAGAUGGAGCGCUUUGGGGUGAAGACGUACGAGGGGAUGUCACGCACGCUGCUGGGGCCUGUAUUAGGCUACGUUACUGCCGCAGUGCGCACCUUAAACACCUUCGGUGGCUGUGUCGCGUUCAUCAUCUGCGUGGCGGACAUCUUCAGAGCCAUUUUCAGUAACGCGGACGUCCCGAAGUACUGGAAGUCGACCUCAGGCAGCCGCCUGCUGACAAGCCUGGUCUGGCUGGCCGUGAUGCUGCCCUUCGUCAUCCCGAGGCACAUCAACUCGCUGCGCUACGUCUCGACGGUGGGCAUUAUCUUCGUCAUCUACUUCGUGGUGAUGAUUAUCUUCCACUCGGCCAUGAAUGGACUGGCAGAGAACGCGAAACACAUAACAGUCGCCGGAGGCACCACCGAUGACAGUGUCCACCUGUUGGCACCGGCAACAAGGCACUGGAGGGGCUGGGCGUCUUCAUGUUCGCUUUCACCUGCCAGGUCAAUGCGUUCGAGGUGUAUUGGGACACACAAGAGCGCAGCGUGGGUCGAUUCACUCUGUACUCCGCCAUCGCAAUUUUUUUGUGCUUUAUGCUAUACGUCUUGGCAGGCAUAUUCGGCUACUUGGACUUCGGCAGCCGUGCAACCGUCUCCGCUCUGCUGCUGUACGACCCAGUGA